Molecule: messenger RNA, 1852 nt
Organism: Plutella xylostella (diamondback moth)
Lineage: Eukaryota; Metazoa; Arthropoda; Insecta; Lepidoptera; Plutellidae
Gene: path
Product: solute carrier family 36 member pathetic
Biological process (GO): amino acid transmembrane transport
Cellular component (GO): vacuolar membrane
Molecular function (GO): L-amino acid transmembrane transporter activity
Source: RefSeq, a predicted model, not a curated record
GCCGAGCCCGUCCGAGCGCUCGGCCGCCGGCCGCGAGUCCUCACUCGGCUCGAGACGUUCGCGGUGACCGCACGACGCCACGCCAUCGUCGCACGUGGGUUUAUAACCUCACUAGUGAAUUUGAUCGCUGAAAAGCCGACUACAACUUAUCAUAGAUCACAAGGCUAGGCGACAGUCAGUCGGUUAUCCUUCAAAAUGGUGAAUGAGACCAAUGGCAGCCCGCCGGCGCAGGAGCUGGAGACGUUCCUGCCGCAGGACGGCAAGAAGGAGAAGAUCGUCAGCAAGUACAACCUAGGCAAAGACCCCGAGGCUGCCGACACCUUCGACCCCUUCGCGGAAAGGAAACUCGACAACCCCACUUCCAACAUGGACACUCUGACUCACCUGCUGAAGGCGUCUCUGGGCACGGGCAUCCUGGCUAUGCCGAAGGCCUUCAAGUGUGCGGGGCUCUACUCCGGCAUAUUCUUCACUAUUCUCGUGGCGGUGAUCUGCACCCACUGCUCGUAUGUUCUCAUCAAGUGCGCCCAUGUGCUGUACAAGAAGACGAAGAGGACGUCAAUGAGCUUCCCCGAGGUGGCUGAGGCAGCGCUGGCCAACGGACCCGAGGGCCUCAAGAAAUGGGCUAACGCUUUCAGGCUGUUCAUCCUCAUCAGUCUGUUCUUCACCUACUUCGGCACCUGCUCGGUCUACACCGUCAUCGUCGCCAAGAACAUUCUGCAGGUGGUAGCUCACCACAUGGCAGUGAAGGAAGAAGACCUGGAGAUCCGCAUCUUCAUCAUCGCUCUUCUCAUCCCUCUGAUCGUGAUGGCGUGGGUCCGCAACCUCAAGUACCUGGCUCCCGUGUCCAUGGUGGCCAACGUCUUCAUGGGGAUAGGACUCGGCAUUACCUUCUACUACUUGGUCGGCACCGGGGAAAUGGACUUUAACAAGGUGCAAGCCGUCACGUCUCCUAUCGAAUGGCCGGAGUUCUUUUCUUUAACCAUCUUCGCGAUGGAAGCCAUCGGUGUGGUGAUGCCUCUGGAGAACGCCAUGAAGACCCCUCGCUCCAUGCUGGGCCUGUGCGGGGUGCUCAACAAGGGCAUGUCCGGAGUCACGCUGGUCUACAUCCUGCUCGGGUUCCUCGGGUACCUGCGUUACGGCGACCAUGUUCAGGACUCCAUCACGCUCAACUUGGACAUCAAUGAGAUCCCCGCUCAAAUAGUGAAGAUUGCGAUCGCAGUGGCCGUAUACUGCACGUACGGACUCCAGUUCUUCGUGUGUGUGGAGAUCGCGUGGAACACCAUCAAGGACAAGUUCACGAAGCGGCCCAACCUGGCCGACUACAUCAUGCGGACGCUCAUGGUCACCGCCUGUGUGCUCCUCGCCGUCGCCGUCCCCACCAUCGGCCCCUUCAUGGGCGUCAUCGGAGCCUUCUGCUUCUCCAUUCUCGGCCUCAUCGCCCCCGCCUUCAUCGAAAUCGUCACCUACUGGAACAUCGGCUUCGGACGCUUCAACUUCCUCGUCUGGAAGAAUAUCCUCGUCACCAUCUUUGGGCUGUUCGCUCUGGUCUUCGGCACCAAGGACGCCAUCGCCAGCAUCAUCCAGGUCUACAGCUCCACCAAGGAGUAGGCAGACCCAGGUAGCGGUGUUGUUGUUUAAUUUAAGUUGAGUGCUAAGACUUUUGAUUUGCGCUUUACGUAGUGUUUGCGUUGAGGCCCCGUUUGUUUAGAAUGUGUUGACCGGGACGGCAGCGCCCGGGCCUCUAUAACCGUUUCAUUGUUUUUUCGGCUGCAUUCCUGCCCGGGCGACUGUUGAUGCCGUUGAAACUAACAAUAGAAAUAUACAAAUGUACAAAAUUUCGUUGCUUAGAUAC